Molecule: messenger RNA, 604 nt
Organism: Capsella rubella
Lineage: Eukaryota; Viridiplantae; Streptophyta; Magnoliopsida; Brassicales; Brassicaceae
Biological process (GO): regulation of DNA-templated transcription
Source: RefSeq, a predicted model, not a curated record
UUCAAUAAUCAUGAUAAAUCGCAAGAGACCUCGGAAGACUCAAGAGAUAAGUUUUUAUGAAACUCCAUCGGAUUGUUCUGAAGAAGAGAUUCAACGGAGUUGUGAGUUUUUGAGGAAAGUGAAAGAGUUGGAUGAUAAGACAAUCUUCGUUAGAUUUGCCGAUGCAGUGAAGUGUUAUCAAUCUAAGUCUUUAAGCUACAAGUAUCUCAAAACCAAAGUCGCUUACAUUCUCCGUAAUCACGAUGUUUUGCUCGAACAAUUCCAUCAACUUAUGUCGGAUUUAGCAACCAAAGAAGCAACCAAAGAAGAGAAUCGUGACGCCGUGAAAUCAGACGUGGAACGCACGGUUGAGUUUUUGAACAAACUCGAAGCUACGGGGAAGGGUUUACACGGUGCGUUUCUAAAUGCGUUUGCGUUUGACGGUGAUAUCGUGGCGCUGGUUGAAAACCUCGACGUGGUUUUACGCGAUCACGCGUGUCUCAAAGAGGAGUUUAAAGCGUUCUUAAUCGAUUCCCGUUUACUCAAAAAACCGAAACGCGGUUCUGAGGCGGCCGUAGAAGCUGAUGAGUGUUUUACCAAAUUUAGUGAAGGUGUUUCUACGUGA